Messenger RNA from Laetiporus sulphureus 93-53, 1014 nucleotides. Its product is annotated as malate dehydrogenase. Gene Ontology annotation, biological process: carboxylic acid metabolic process; tricarboxylic acid cycle. The record is from RefSeq and is a predicted model, not a curated record. Gene Ontology annotation, cellular component: mitochondrion; cytoplasm. NCBI's taxonomy places the organism in Eukaryota, Fungi, Basidiomycota, Agaricomycetes, Polyporales, Laetiporaceae. The transcript is spliced from 6 exons. Gene Ontology annotation, molecular function: L-malate dehydrogenase (NAD+) activity. The coding region runs from base 1 to 1014 and encodes 337 amino acids.
AUGAUGUUUGCACGCUCCUCAGUCCGCACGCUUACCCAAGCUCGCCAGUUUUCCUCGUCGUCCGCGCGCCAGACCAAGGUCACGGUCCUCGGUGCCGGUGGAGGUAUCGGCCAACCGCUCUCACUCCUGCUCAAGCUCGACCCCCAUGUCAAGCAGCUCAACCUCUAUGAUAUCCGCGGCGCGCCUGGUGUGGCCGCCGAUGUCGGCCAUAUUGACACUGGCAGCGAGGUUCAAGGUUUCGCCGCGGACAAGCUUGACGAUGCCCUUGAAGGCGUGGAUGUUGUUAUCUGCCCCGCUGGCGUUCCUCGUAAGCCUGGUAUGAGCCGUGACGAUUUGUUCGCGACAAAUGCCUCUGUCCUCCGUGACCUUGCCACGGCCGUCGCACGCGUCUCGCCUAAGGCUAUCUUCUUGAUCAUCACCAAUCCCGUCAACUCUGUGGUGCCCAUCGCCUCUCGCGUCUUCGAAAAGGCGGGCGUGUACGAUCCCAAGAGAAUCUUCGGUGUCAGCGCACUAGACGUUGUGCGUGCGACGCGUUUCGUCGCGGCGCUCACGGGCAAGGACCCCAAGGACACCCCAAUUACCGUUGUCGGCGGCCACUCUGGCGAGACCAUCGUCCCACUAUUCUCUCAGUCGCCUGCAGCCAAGACCAUCACUGGCGAGGCGUACAAGAAUCUCGUGCACCGUGUCCAGUUCGGUGGUGACGAGGUCGUCCAGGCUAAAGCCGGUGCUGGUAGCGCGACUCUCUCGAUGGCGUACGCGGGUGCCAAGUUCGCGAACGCGCUGUUCCGCGGCUUGGCUGGCGAGAAGGGUGUUAUCAUUCCCUCGUACGUCAAGAGCCCGUUGUACGCCUCCCAGGGCGUUGAGUUCUUCGCGUCGCCUAUCGAGCUCGGCCCCAACGGUGUUGAGAAGAUCCACCCUGUUGGCCAGAUCACCGAGCAGGAGCAGGAGCUCCUCAAGGUUGCGCUUGAGGGUUUGAAGAAGAACAUUCAGAAGGGCUACGCGUUCGUGCAGUAG